UUGGAAAUGAGUGAUUCGCGCGAGCUCGUUUCGGCUGUUUUUCACUUUUUGAACAACCAACUCGCCUCAAUGGCGAAGCAGACAUUGCUUCUCCAAACCCGUCUCUGUCCACGAUGAAGUUCUCGUCCAACGUCACGUCGUCGCGCCGCAAGAACCGGAAGGCUCACUUCACGGCCCCCUCACACAUCCGCCGCAAGCUGAUGUCGGCGCCGCUGUCGGCUGAGCUCCGUGCUGAGCACAACGUCCGCUCGAUGCCGGUCCGCCAGGGCGAUGAGGUCGAGGUCACCCGCGGCACCUACAAGGCGCACACCGGCAAGGUUGUGUCCGUGUACCGUAAGAAGUGGGUCAUUCACAUCGACCGCCUCACCAAGGCCGCUGCCAACGGCAAGACCCCGUUCGUGGGCAUCCACCCCUCCAACGUCAAGAUCGUCAAGCUCGAGAUGAACCGUGACCGCCAGGACAUCCUCAACCGCAAGGCUGCCGGCCGCACCGCCGCUCUCGAGAAGUCGAAGGGCAAGCUCGACCAGGAGUAA
Molecule: messenger RNA, 533 nt
Organism: Thecamonas trahens ATCC 50062
Lineage: Eukaryota; Apusomonadida; Apusomonadidae
Product: large subunit ribosomal protein L26e
Exons: 2
Coding region: 114-533 (139 amino acids)
Biological process (GO): ribosomal large subunit biogenesis; cytoplasmic translation
Cellular component (GO): cytosolic large ribosomal subunit
Molecular function (GO): structural constituent of ribosome; RNA binding
Source: RefSeq, a predicted model, not a curated record